AUGAGUACACUAUUAGAUAAUUUAAAUAAAGUCAAACAUAAAAUUGAAGGUCCAAAAAAAAGAAAAAGUGAAGAACAAACUACCAUUGUUACAGCCACGAGUGAUAAAGAAAAUACCCCAGUUGGAACAUCAAAAAGUGACACAGCUUCGUCUAAUUUGGCUGAAAGACCUGCAGAUGGACUACCAUCUAAAAAACUUAAAUCAAACCCAUCUGAAAAAGUUGAAUUAACAAAUACUACAAAAGAAAAAGAAGAGGAUAAAGCCGUAUCCCCCUCCAAAUCAUUAUCUGCAACACUAACUACUAAUUCUAAUGGGCCAGGUUUAAGUGGGACUCAUUUAUCUACAAAAUUAUUAUUAGCUACAGAAUAUAUCCAAGAAAGAGGUGAAGCAGUACCGAUAUCACAAGUUGAAUCUUAUUUAUCAUUGAAGCCAAAUUCACCGGAGGCGAAAAACGUUAUACAAUUGUUAAAAAAUAUAAACAAAAUAAAAUUUGAUCCCGUAAAGAAAACGUUGCAGUAUGUCUCAAUAUACGAUGUACAUUCUGCGGGAGAUUUAAUUGACUUGUUAAGAAAACAAGCUACUUUUAAGGGUAUAAGUGUCAAAGAAUUAAAGGAUGGGUGGCCGCAAUGCCAGGAGGUUAUUGAUGAUUUAGAGAAAAGAGGAAGAAUCUUGGUGUUGAGGACGAAAAAAGAUGGAAGCGCAAGAUUUGUUUGGUAUAACAAUUAUGUUACCCCUGCGAAAGUUCGUCAGUUGGCUAUGAAAAACGAGGAUGGUCAUAUUAUUGAUGAAGAAUUUAGAAAAAUGUGGGAAAAGUGUAAGUUACCUAGUAGAGCUGAAUUGCCACGUAAAUUGACCGAUUUUGGUUUGAAACCAGCUAGUGUUGAUCCUGCCAGUGUCAAAAAGGAAGGUACAGUUACAAGAGUUGAGGUCAAAAAGAGGAAGCAACGUAAAUCAAAGAUUACAAAUACUCAUAUGACUGGUGUUUUGAGAGAUUAUUCUGAUAGGGUUUAG
This is a messenger RNA of Saccharomycodes ludwigii, 1011 nucleotides long. It is a transcript of the gene TFA2, whose product is annotated as transcription factor TFIIE subunit TFA2. Bases 1 to 1011 code for a protein of 336 amino acids. The record is from RefSeq and is a predicted model, not a curated record. Gene Ontology annotation, cellular component: transcription factor TFIIE complex. The transcript has a single exon. Gene Ontology annotation, biological process: transcription initiation at RNA polymerase II promoter. Lineage: Eukaryota; Fungi; Ascomycota; Saccharomycetes; Saccharomycodales; Saccharomycodaceae.